AUGGAGUUGCAGCUGUACAAACCGAUGGCAAAUACUUUUGUUUUGUCCACCUCUGAAUCAGCAGCUGAAUUUAGGCUGGUGCUCGUGUACCCCCUGAAAUACAGGCUGAGCAGCUGUGCAGCAUGCCACCUGUAUAUUCAGCACUGCACUGGGUUAAACGCCGAGGAUCACACUUCCUGCUACGUGGUCAUAGCCGCUGCACUUGCACAUGCAGGGCCAUACACACUCUAUAUAUGGGGAGACAAAUACUCUGUUAACCCGUGCUUCCAGAUGUUACUUCUGGAACAGGCUAGCUUAAUAUUAACCCUUUUAUUGUAUACCACAAUGUGGGAGGGGUGUCGUCACAGGGAUAUUUACUCAAGUGUGAAUUGUUGGGAAAAUAAAAUACAAGGGCACAACACAAUAGCCAAAACUGGGAGAAUUCUCCAAACCCAACAAUUCACACUUAUUCACUAAAGUGUUAAUUGUUGGGAGCCGAAAGUGGAUUUAACACUCUAGGUCACACUAGCUGAAUUGGUAAAAAUUCUCCAAGUCAGCUAUGUGUUCCGUUGGAUUGCUCUGGCCUUCAAUUCACAAGAUAGUGUCAGUAAUAAUGUUUACCAUGUACGCUGUGGCUUGAAUUUAAAAACCAGACAAACAAAAAAAACACAAAUAGCAGGACUUUAAUAUGUUUAGUUGCUCUGCAUGGGGAGAAGAAAGAAAAAAAAGUGUGCAGUAUGUAAGCACAAUCUGGGUGAAACCAGUUACAGACAUCCCAGUGGGCCCUUAUAUUCUGUCACCAUUGUUCCUGCUCACAUGGAAAAUCUACCAACAGCUUCACAUAACUAUGUUUAUAUAGAAAUCCAGUUUAACUCUUUUUUUCUUUUCUUGAUGGAUUGGUGUGUAGCACACGGAAACACAUUCCUCCAAACGUUGUCCAAAGUCUCUACAAGCAAAUUAAUUAACACACUACAGAAUACUAGGUUGUAAAUCUAACACUAUAGUGUCCCUCUGCGCCUGCCUCCUUUCCCCCCAUCACAGCAAUUAAAGGGUUAAAAAAAACCCCCUUUUUUUCAAUUGCCUUAUUUCAGCUCUAAGAUCCCUCGGCACUGGCUUAGUUUCUUCGGACAUCACCGUGAGAAAGGGGACCUCAUGCGCAUGCAUGGCGGACGCUAUAAGCGUGUUAGGCCGUCCUAUAGGAUAGCAUUGACUCAAUGCUUCUCUAUGGAGAUUUAUAAAUCCCUGGACAUCUUGGUGCAAAGCGUGAGGGCGUGCAGCACCAUUUCACAGAGUUAAACUUCGUGAAAAAGCAGGAAACGCCGCUAGUGGCUGUCUGAUAAACAACCACUAGAGGCAGUCUUAACCUUGCAAUGAAAAUAUUGCAAACUGCAAUGUUUUCAGCUACAGACGUAAGAGACAAGGACACUGCAAGCAGGCAGGACCAAGCAGUAAUGUGGCUUUAGAAUUGAAAAAGCCAGCAAUUUGUGUUUCCUUCCCAUAUGAUUGAAUGGAUUAUAUGAAGUUUCGAUUUAUAAAAUCCCAAUGUACUCUGUGGGCCUGCGCAACUCACAGACUGCAAACGCAAGGUUACUGAUACCACAAUGAGAAUUGAGCACUGACCACAUGUUAUUACAGCCUGUAAACUAACAAUGUUAUUCAAUAAAGUGAGAAUUCAAAGUUAAUUUCAAAUUGAAUGCAAGACUAGCUGAAUGGAAAAGCAUAACCGACUGAGAGGAUUUUCCCUAGUUUGGCUACUUUGACCAUAUAUUUGAAAUUCACCUUGAAUUCACAGUAAAUUCUCUUUUCAUAUUCCUAUUGCAUAGAUUUUUUAUAUUUAUAUUAUAUUUCUAAAUGGCUGCUGAAUGGGUGCGCGAGAACUAUUCAUGCACCCACCUUUGAGAUCUUCCUUUACUUUAGGGAUCAUUAAAAUAAAUAUAUAAAUAAAUGGAUGGCUGCACAAUAAAACCAGUCUGAGGUACAAGCGAGAGCUCAUUUUUCUCUGACCAGGUCCAACCUUUGUGAUGAGAUAACCUGCCUAACAGGUCUCACACAGCAGAGAGUUGUCCUAGUUAUUACAUGUAAUCGUUUCUAUCUAUAUCUAGAAUAAACAUAUAAAAAGCUAAGCACUCACAAGGACUAGCACUGGGUGCACUCACAAUGUCUGUUUAUUGGAGAAGCAAUCUAGUACACCGAGGUUUAAGGAUUAAACGGGCCCUGUCACAUCAUUGCUUUUUUUUAUAAGUCAUUUAAUCUUCCUCUGUCUUCCCUCCUUUUUAUUUUUUCCCCCUAAACUCCAUAUUUUUUUAAGUAUGGACUGGCUUUUCUUAUGGCGAACUCGAAAGUUGGCGAUCUUUGUGAAUGGGUGGAGCUUAGUCAAGCACUACACCCAUGUUUAUUUUCUAUUCUCUGUCCAUCAAUCUAACUUUGAUUGGCAGAUUUUGUCCUCUGCCUCUGUCCUAGUGACCUGCGUUAUUCACAGAUCUUUAUCUGAAAGUAAUGGCAAGUGCAUGAACAGUUACCUGAUCAUUCCCCCCCGAGGCAUUCCUUACUUCUUUUUUUUUUUACAUUACAAGACUUAUUCAUGGAAAGGAUUUAAAAAAAAAUUAAAAUUUAAAUCACAAUUCAAUCACGGUGGGAUUGACAACUUAUUUGGUGUUUGCUGGGUGUCUACUCAUGUGAAGCAGGAAGCCAAGGCCAUCUUAUUGGCUGAGACUGUCAGCCAGUGAGCUAAGCCCUCCACCACCAUGCUUAUCUGGCAACCGGUGCCCAGCAGACCUCAGGUAGUGUGUCAAAUUGUUCUCAAACUGUUUGACUACUUACACUGGGAGGAUGCCAGAGGACUCCACGCACCAUAACCACUACAUUUUUAUUUUCCUAUAGGUUCAUUUGAUCAAACAACACUGUAAAGUGUUGUGGAAUAUGCUUGUGUUUAACCCUAUCACAACUUUUUGCUUAUUGAUGACCAUAUGAACCGAGCAUUACAUUUCCCUUUUGUUUUCGUUCAAAAUUGAUGUGAUUAGGCAACCCUAAUUUCCUGUUUGUGCAUUGUUCUGUGCUACAGGAUAUGUUAGAGCGCUAUAAACAAAAUAGCAUGUGCCAGUGGUUCCCAAUGACCCUCUUUCUAACAUCAAAGCCAUGGAGGGCCAAGAGGUAGGAAUCAUUUGAAGACCGACAAUGCCCAUUAUGCUUGUCUGGCUUAGAUCUACGUGAAAAAGUAAAAAAAAAAAAAAAUAUAUAUAUAUAUAUAUAUAUAAAAAGUUAAUGGCUUUUUAUAGAAGUUUCUGAUCCCACGUUUUUAUCGUUCUUUUUCACUUUAGAAUAAAUAGCAAGUACAGUCUUUGUGUAAGAGUUUGCCUUCCUAUUGUCUCGUACAGUACAGCAAACAGGCCUUUUAAUGUAUAGAUGCCGCAGUGUAAAUAUUCACAGAUUAUAAAAUAAAGUAAAGCAAUGUUCACUCAGUCCUACCCUCUCGUAUCUUCAAUUUACACUUUUACAAUCAACGGCUAAGACUUUAGGCAAUAAAUCAGAGUUGUUUUUGUUUUAAAGCACAGCCCACCCCCCAAAAGCCCUGUAAAAAAAUGUUGCUACAAAAAAAUCUGCUAUAGGGAGAGGCUUUUUUUUCUAAGGCCUAGCUGCCUGCAAGCAAGCUGUAUGAAAGACCUGCCCCUAACUGGGGCUCAGUCAGACUGCUUCUCUUGUCUUUUAUCACAAUGUGGCCGCGCUGACUUGUUCCCAGGGAGUUGGCAGACGUUCAAGGUCUUGUGAUGUGAUUAACAAGCCAACUUCUUGUCCUUUGACACAGAAGCACUAGCCCAGUACAGCCCUAUUUACCAGUGGCGGUGCAAGGCAGGCACAAAAACCAUGUGGGAUUAUUCACUAAAGUGCGAAUUGUUAGGAAUUCAAAGUGAAUUUCAGAUUUUUUGAACAAAACCGUUAAAUACGAAGAAAGAAGAAAAAAUAUCUGCGGUAUGGCUAUGUUUUCGGUUUGGCUAUAUUUGCCUAAAAUUUCAAAUUCUGUAUAAAUGCUGAACAAUUCACAAUUUAGUGGAUGACCCCUAUAGACUUAGACUUUCCAUGCCUGUUGCUCCUUGCUAAAUUAUGUAUUCCCCCUUGAUUCCACAACAGGGUCGCUCUAUAUGCAACAAACUUCAGGAUUCUUUAGAGAACAUAUUCCGGAUGGGUUAAUCUGCAAUGUGGAUUUAAUCACAAAGUCCAGCUACGUAGUAAUUUGGCACAGAAACGGUUACCGAGAUCAGGAGAGGUAGUCUGGGGGUCUUUUUCCAAAUCUUCCUCUUAUAUAAUGAACAGAACAUUAGGUCGCCUGCAGUGUGUACUAUUGAAAUGCUUUAGGUAGGAAAUCCGUGUAAUAAUCAGGGGGAUUCUGUAGCAUGUGACUGCUCUAUAUUCCACAGGGCAGGAUUUUUAAAAUUUGCUGCAAACAGAAAUUAAAACGCAAUUUUGUGUGUAGGAAAGCAAUAUUCUAGAAACUCUAUUAUAUAUAACAACGUGGGGCGGUUGGAAGAUCGGCACUAUACAAACACAUGGUCCCUAAUGUGAUUUUACAGAGUAGAUCCACUCUGCAGCAUGCACUGGUGAAAGUAAAGUAGUUUCCUUUGAGUGGUAAAAUGUGCCUGGAGCUGUAUGGUCAGGGACUACACUGCAAAGCAAGUUUAAAAUAAAAAAAAAAAGUUUCCAACACCAUUUGUAAGACAGACAGAGGAGGAGGUAGAAGGAAAUAAACAAGGAAAUGUGAGAGGCAGAGAUGGGGCCUGGGGGGAGGGCUGCACAUGUCUCCCCCCUCCCCCACAAUCCUUGGCUCAUUGAGACACCCAGCACUUGGGGAACCUUUGAAAAUCAGACACAGAAUGUAGAAUGCUGUUUCUGGGUUCUGUUAUGAGAACACUUGUAACAAACACUUGAGAAUUCUAAGGCAGGAGUAUGUAAAGCAGGAUUUAUUAGUUUAAACUAAAAAGCAGUGAUUUUGUAAAAGAAAAAAAAAGUACAUAGUAGUGAUUAUUAACUUUUUAAAAUACCACCAUUUUCAGGCAGCCAUACGCUAUUAUUGUUAGGGGGGGAUUUAUAUAGCUAUCAUUUGUAACUAUAUAAAAAGGGUAUAACAUAGUUGGGAAAACUUUACUUACUGCUGGAUUCAGAGUGGGUGCAAACAUAUUCUUAAUUUGCAAACAAGUAACUUUUUGUGAGACCAGCGACAUAACGUGAUUAAUAAUUGAAGUACGUGCAGGUAUUGAUCGGUGGAGUAAGACCCCAUCUUCCCAGUGAGCGUGAAUGCUGCUCCCAGAAAAAGGCGGCAGUGUACUCCAUACUGGUGUCUGUCUGCAAUGUGACUGCUUCUCCCAGAGAGAGAUUCAUGCAGUAAGGCUGCAAUGUGACUGCUUCUCCCAGGGAGAGAUUCGUGCAGCAAGGGCAGGCUGCAAUGUGACUGCUUUUCGUAAGAAGAGACUCCAACGUGACCGUUUCUCCCAGGGAGAGGCUCAUGCAGUAAGGUUGCAAUGUGACUGUUUCUCCAAGGGAGAGGCUCAUGCAAUAAGGUUGCAAUGUGACUGAUUCUCCCUGGGAGAACAUUCAAUGCACACAUGGAGAGAUUCACUGGCUGCUAUGUGACUGCAAGUUCUAGGUAUGAAUUCAUGCAGUAGAGUACCCCAUAGUGGGCUCUGUCUAUGUGACUGCUUGUGGUCGAUGAAGCUAGCUUGCAACUCCUUGAGUGAACUAAUUGAACAGAGUUGCUGAUAGUGUGCCCUGCAGCUCCCUCGCAGACACAAGUGAGCACAGGGGAGCCAGCACAAGGGAGGCAGAACUGCUGUUAGUGUGCUCUGUUCCCGGUCAGCCACUGGACCAGAGCUGCUGAUAGUGUGCUAGACACAGAGGAGGCAGAAGUUCUGAUAGUGUGUUCUGUAGUACCCUGGCAGUCUCAGAGAGCCAGACCUGUUGAUAGUGUGCUCUGUCGUACCCUGGCAGUCUCAGAGAGCUCAGGGGAGGCAGACCUGCUGAUAGUGUGCUCUGUAGUACCCUGGCAGUCUCAGAGAGAGGGUCUGAUAGUGUGCUCUGCAGUACCCUGGAUCAGAGAGAGGGUCUGAUAGUGUGCUCUGCAGUACCCUGGGUCAGAGAGAGGGUCUGAUAGUGUGCUCUGCAGUACCCUGGAUCAGAGAGAGGGUCUGAUAGUGUGCUCUGCAGUGCCCUGGAUCAGAGAGAGGGUCUGAUAGUGUGCUCUGCAGUACCCUGGAUCAGAGAGAGGGUCUGAUAGUGUGCUCUGCAGUCUCAGUAGAAGCAGCACAGUACACGAGGCUGGCUGCAAUGUGACUGCUGCUCCCAGACUGAGACACACAGCUUGUAGCACUAAGGAAAUUGGCGGCGGCCAAUAGCAAGGUCGUAUCGUGAUGUCACGGUGGCAGGGGGGAGUUGCCUAGAGACCCCGGCUGGGUCAGCGUUCUAUCCCUCCCACCCGCUCGCGAGCACCAGUUAUAUAGUUGAGGCUGCACGUUAGCCAGGGAGUUCCAGCAGCCAGCUCUUUGCACUUAUCACACCAUCACCACCACCUACCACCACCACCACCACCACCAUCAUCAUUAUCCAUCCCAGCCAGCCAGCCAGCCUGCCGGCGGAAUACUCUCAGCGCUGCCAUCCUCCUCUGCUCUGUCCUAGUCGUGGCUAUUCCAAAGCCCUCACUUAACGCAGGAUCUAUCGGUCCUCUGGACUCGCUGACAGCUACAAACUGGAUCUGGAAAUGUCUGCAACACUUUUAUCUGCCUUCUACGACAUUGAACUGUUCUGCAAGGUACGCACAGCAAAGCUUUGUGCCCUGCCUAUAUAGUGCCUGGGUUUAUUUUACUUUUAUUUAUUUUUUUAAUUUCUAUUGGUGCUCUUCAGAAACUUUUUUUUUUUUUAGGGUUCCCCUGCAAGCCAGGGACUGCUCGGGAAAGGGGAUCUGUGUACUUGGAUUAUGAUUUUUUUUAUUUUUAUUAUUUUUUCAGACUUUGUUGGGAUGUCUUCAGGAGGAAGUUAGAGCAGUGCUUGAUCAAAGUAUAUGAUCUAGGGCAGCUUGCUUACAGGGGGACAGUGUGCUGUGUGACUUGUGCACUUGGAUUUGAGGCAUAACCUCUGUUAUGUGGGUUUUUAGACUGCAUACUUGGAUCUGGAGAACACUUUGCACAUGUGGAUCUGAGUGGAAGGGUUACUCUGUACUUUAUUUACUUAGAUCUCCUGUGUAAAUCACACUUUUUGGAAUUCCAGUAUGUGUAUAUAUUUUGCUAGAUGACAGUAUGCAGGGUGUAGUUUUCAAGGUUGUGCAUUAGCACACCAGUUAUGUGGGUUUAUUUACAGACACUGAGUUGGGGAGGACUGGGGGGGCUGUUUUGUAGAAUUGGAUAUGAAACUUGGUUUAUAUAUUGUACAUGUGGGUCUUGGGUGUAACUUGUGCAGUUUAAAAGGCAAGGAAGGACCAGGGUUGUAGACUUUGUGCUUAGAUCAUGAAUGCAGAUUAUAGGCAACUUCUGUUGACUGUAUACAUGGAUAUUGGGUAGAAACAUGAAUCUAGUACUGCAGACACAUAUCAUGUCUGCUGGCUUUGCAUGCCAUAAUAUCUUGUUUGUACCCCAGAUCCAGUCACACAUUGCAGAUAUGGAUCAAUUCUCUUGACUUUGUGUCUUGGGUAUAAACAGGGAUAUGGUGAUCAAGUUGCUGAGACUGAAUACUCUUGUUGACGUUCAUUGUUUGUAUCUAAGUGCAGAUUGCAGACAGGGUUCACUUUUACUGACUUUAUGUUAAAGUUUUGGGCUACUGACAGGUAUGUGUAAUGCAGAUUGCAGCUAAAUAACUUGCAUUUUGUUUCUCUCUCUCUCCUGUUUUCUUGCAGAACGAGAAAGCCCUGAACAAUCUGAACUUCAGUACCAUGCUGGACAAGAAGGCUGUGGGGAGCCCUGUGAGCUCCCCUAACUCCAGCUUCAUCCCUGGCUUUCUCCGCAGACACUCUGCCAGUAACCUGCAAGCUCUGACCAACAACAACUCGCCCCCCAAAUUCUGCAACAAUCCCCUAAAGGAGCCCAACAAUACAGGCUCCAGCAGCACUACGAGCAACACCGCCCUGAUGAACAAAGAGAAUAAGUUCAGGGACCGCUCGUUCAGCGAGAAUGGGGAGCGCAGCCAGCACCUCUUCAACCUCCAGCAGCAACAACACAGCAAGUCUGGAGCACAGAUCAACUCUACCCGAUACAAGACUGAGUUGUGCAGACCUUUUGAGGAGAGUGGAGCCUGCAAGUAUGGUGAGAAAUGCCAGUUCGCACAUGGCUUCCAUGAGCUGCGCAGCCUGACUCGCCACCCCAAGUACAAGACCGAGCUGUGCCGCACUUUCCACACCAUCGGUUUCUGUCCCUACGGACCCCGCUGCCACUUCAUCCACAAUGCUGAGGAACGGAGACAGGCCCCUGGGGGCCAUAGCGAUCGUCCCAAGCUGCACCACAGUCUCAGCUUCUCUGGCUUCUCCAGCCAUGGGCUGGACUCCCCACUGCUGGAGAGCCCAACCUCUCGUACCCCACCACCACAGCCCUCCAACUCCCUCUACUGUGAGGAGACCGUGCCAUGUGCCAACAAUGCCUUUACAUUCUCCGGCCAGGAGCUGGGACUGAUCACCCCAUUGGCCAUUCAAACCCACAACCUGUCGGGCUUUAACCCUGCAGCCUUCUGCCGCCAGCAGUCCUCCAACUCGCCACCCCCAACCAUCAACUUCCAGCCGCUGAGACGUCUGUCCGAAUCUCCUGUGUUUGACAACCCUCCCAGCCCCCCGGAGUCGCUGUCCGACCCGGAGAGCUAUCUGAGCGGCUCCCUGAGCUCUGGCAGCCUGAGCGGCUCAGAUUCCCCUACCCUGGACUCUAACAGGCGUCUGCCCAUCUUCAGCCGUCUGUCCAUCUCUGAUGACUGA
Messenger RNA from Pelobates cultripes (western spadefoot toad), 8911 nucleotides. The record is from the annotation of a GenBank genome assembly. NCBI's taxonomy places the organism in Eukaryota, Metazoa, Chordata, Amphibia, Anura, Pelobatidae.